Polyodon spathula (Mississippi paddlefish) is the source of this 334-nucleotide messenger RNA. Its product is annotated as dynein light chain 2, cytoplasmic. Lineage: Eukaryota; Metazoa; Chordata; Actinopteri; Acipenseriformes; Polyodontidae. Gene Ontology annotation, biological process: cilium assembly; microtubule-based process. The transcript is spliced from 3 exons. Bases 33 to 302 code for a protein of 89 amino acids. The record is from RefSeq and is a predicted model, not a curated record. Gene Ontology annotation, molecular function: dynein light intermediate chain binding; dynein intermediate chain binding. Gene Ontology annotation, cellular component: cytoplasmic dynein complex.
CAGUAUUGGAGUCUCCUUGAGGAGAUAACACCAUGUCUGACAGAAAGGCUGUGAUUAAGAAUGCCGACAUGUCCGAGGACAUGCAGCAGGACGCAGUGGACUGUGCCACCCAGGCCAUGGAGAAGUACAACAUAGAGAAGGACAUUGCUGCCUACAUCAAGAAGGAAUUCGACAAGAAGUACAACCCCACCUGGCACUGCAUUGUGGGCAGGAACUUUGGGAGCUACGUCACGCACGAGACCAAGCACUUCAUCUACUUCUACCUGGGCCAGGUGGCCAUCCUGCUCUUCAAGUCUGGCUGAGUGACAAGCGCAGCAGCAGGAGAGGGAAGCAC